AUGGAUCAAGAGAGGAAGUUUUUAUUGCUAAAGAAAAGAUUGGAUGCCUUGCAUUAUUGUUAACCCUUAGGAAUAGACUCUGUUCCUUUAGUAGAGAGGUUACUAAAUGAUUUAGUUAAAACUACUGAAGGUUUUCAAUAAUUAAAAAAAUAAUUGGAAGAAGUAUAUUGAUGAUAUAUGAAAUAGACUAAAAUAAAUGCAGCUAAGUUUGAACAAUUAUUGUUACCUUUAAAAAAGGAGAAUUAAAGGAUUGUUAAUGAAAAUAAUUAAUUACAUAUGACAAUGAUUCAAAUUAAGGAAGAAUGUGAUACCAAAGAGAAUAAAUGGAGAUCACAAGUAAGAAUGUUAGAAAGUGAGAGAAAUGAUUGGAAAUUUAUAUUGGGUUAAAAAAAUAAUGCUGAAAAGAAAUUACAAGAAGAAUUAUUUAAAAAAAAUAAUGAAAAUUAUUUAUCUUCAAGUAAUUAACCAGAUAAAACAUUAAAAUUGAUUGACUAAAUAUAAGAUUUAGAGAAGAAGUACCUUAAUUAUGAUUAUCAUUUCUAGAUUAAUAUAAGUACAAUAGGAUUCAAGAGAGAAUGACAAUUCCAAAGUAUUGUUGGAAGAAAAAUGUAAGCAUUUAGAAUUUUAGAUCGAAAAUAGAGAAAAGGAGAUUUUGAGAUUAAAGUCAAAAUUAGAUAUUUAAGGCACGAAUAUUGAAAAAUUAGCAUAAGAACAUCUUCUCUCAGAGACACAAUAAAAGGCUUAAAGAACAUAAACAUAAGUGGAUUUGUUAACUGAAGAAAAUACAAAGUUAAAUGAUGAAUUAUCGAAUUUAAGAAAAGAAUUAUCACGUUUUAGGAAAAAGCCUAGUCAACCAUAAUAAUAAAGCCCAAAUAAAUCAGAUAAAAAAAACGAAUUAAAUUAGAUCAAAUAAAGAUUAUCUUUCAUUGAGGAAGAGAAGGAAAGGAAUUAAGAAUAAUUCAAAUAGAUAUUAAAUUAAUUAGAACAGGAAAAUUAACAAUUAGUUGAGAAGUUUUAGUAAUUACAUCAAUAAAAUGAAUAACUAUAAUUGAAAGCUUAAAAUGCUGAAUAAGUGGUAUAAGCAUACUAAACUGAUAAGAUGGUAUUUAGUAAAGCUGUAAAUAAUUUGAAGAAUGAUAAAGAAAAUACUGUGCAGACUUUAAAAAAUUUAGAGGAGGAAAAUGAAAAAUUACAAUAUUAGUUGAAUGAUAUGGAUGAUUAACUACAAAUUCAAAAGUCAGAAUAUUAAUAAUUAUAAAGAGAAAAGGAAUUAUAUGAUAGAAAUUAUAAGAAAUUGAAUGAUGAGUAUGAAAGAGAGAAAGAAUUUGUAUAGUAAUUAAGAUAAGAUAAGAGAGAUUUGGAAAGGGAAUUAGAUCAAGAAAAACAAACUAUUAGAGAUUUGAAAAUAGAAUUUGAAAGAAUGGAUGUUUCUAAAUAAAAUUUAGAUGGUCUAUUAUAAAAAUUUAAGUAGGAGCAAAAGAAUUAGUAGUCCCAUUAAUAAAAUCCUAACUAAGGCCAACAACUUAUGAUAGAUUAAUUAAGAAAGGAAAAUGAUCUAUUGACUAAGGAAGUACAAACAACAGAAAAUCUAUUAAAAUCGAUUAAAAAAGAAUUAGGAGAGAAGGAUAGAGAUAAUUAUGAAUUAAAGUAAUAAAAACGUGUAUUGAAUGAUCAAAUAAAUGAAUUAGCACAGAAGAAUGCUAACUUGGAUUCAUAAAUAAAAUUAAAGUUAUAGGAUAUAGCAUCGCUAGAAUAAGAAGUUGAAUAAUUCAAAAGAGAAUAAUCAAAGAUGCGUUUAAAUUAAUAAAGUAUAAUAGAAUAAAAGUAAAAGAUUGAAAAUGAUACAGUUGGAGAGUUAAAACUACUUUAACAAUAGAAUAAUUCUCUAAAAUUAUAAAUAUCAGAUUUAGGGAUAUUUAAUUCUCAAUUAGAAGAGAAACUUAAAAUAGCCUAAGAGUUGCUUAAUGAAUAAAGAUUGGAAAAUGAUAAAUUGCAAAUGAAUUUAAGAUAAUAAAGUGAUGAAACCUUUAAAUACUAAUAAAACGUAUUAAGAAAUAAGGAUAAAGAAAUGGACUACUAUAAUUUGACAAAUGAAAUAGAAAGAUUAAGAGACUAAGAAAGAAAGAUGUUGAUUGAAAAAGAGAGAUUUUAGAGUGAAAAUAUUAGAUUAGAAUCAGUAAUCAAUCAAUAAACUAAAUAAAUGGAAUUUUUAAAUAAAUUAAAAGAAGAAGCAAUGAAAGAAGCAAGAGAAUUAAGAUAAAUGAUUAAUGGAUUGAAAACAAAUGAUCAUGAAAUCAAAAAUACUUCAAUAAAAUUGUCAGAAAAAGUAAAUAAUUACGAAAUGACUUUAUAAGAUAUUAAUGAAUAAUUGUAAAAAGAGGUUUAAAGAUCUAAUAAACUAUAUAACGAAUUAACAGAAUCAUAAUCUUAAAUAUCUUCUCUUAAAUUACAAAAAACAGACCAAGAUAAUUAAAUUCGAUAAUUAAAACUAUUAUGUGAAAGUUUGGAAAAAUAGAAAGAAGAAUUAUUAUAAAGAUUAUAAUAAAAGAAUAGCACGAAGAUAGAGGAUGAAAGAUAAGUAUUAUAAUUAAGAGAAUUGAAUGAAAAUUUAGAUGAUAGAGUUAAUUAAUUAUCUGAACAGAAUGUCAUUUUAAAACGAUCCUUAGAGUAACUAGAUCUUGAAAGAGAUGAAGUCUAAAAUUAGUUAGAUGAAGUUAGAGAAACCAACAUCUCUUUGUAAUAAUAGAUUAAGCACAUGAAUGCUGAAAUUUCGAAAUAGCAAUCAAAAUUAUCAGAGGUUAGCACAAAAGGAGAACGAGGCUAUGAGGCUGCCUAAUAAUUAGAGGAGAAAUUAAGAGAUUAAAUUUAUAAGAAUUAAAAGCUCUAGAAUGAAAAUGAUAAUCUAAAAUACACUUUAUAAAUCAAAGAGAAAGAAUUCCAUGAGAUGAAAUCUGAUAUUUAAAUAUUAAGUAAAGAUAACCAAUCUUUAAAUAAUUAACUUGUCAAAUCAGUAUAAGAGAAGGAAUUAUAAAUAUAAUAAAUCCAAUUUUUAUAGUAAUAAGAAAUUAGACUUAAAGAGUAAAUUAAAAUGUUUGAUAUGGAAAUGCAUGAUUUGUAGCUUAAUUAUAGUGAAGUUUGUGCAGAAAAUCAAAGACUUACAGUUUCAAUUUAAUAAAUAUCAUUGCAACAUGAGGAUGUGUUACAACGAGGUGUAGAAUUAGAAAAAUAAGAAGACUUCUUUAAAAUUUAAAUGCAAAAUGCAUCAAAAAGAGAAGAUCAAUAUUAAAUCUAAUUAUAAUAAUAUGAGCGUGAAAUCGAAAGAUUGAACAGAAAAUCUGAAGAAUAUGAAAGAUAAAUAAGGGAAUUAAUUAAAGACAGAGAUGUAAUUAUAAUUUUUUAUUAUUUAGCAAUUAGGAAAAGAGUAUCACUCAUAAAGAAAGAUUUCCACAGGGUUUUAGGCUGCCCAGGAAGACUUUAAUAGACAAAUUGCCUAAUUAGAAAGAGAAAAAUAAUAUAUUGAAAAUGCUAAUAGAGACUUACAAAAAUAAGUCGAUUUAAAAGAUGCUUAAUUAUCUUGGGAAUAAAAGAGAGUAAAUGAGAUGGAGCAAGUUAUCAUUUAAGAAAGACAAUUGUAAAUGAAUACAUUAUAAGAAAUCCAACAAUUAAAAGAUCAAAAUGAAUAGCUUUUAUAAGAAUUAGAAAAAGCCUAUUAACCUUAAAAAUAUAGUUAAAGUAUCAAUAUAAAUUUAUUAAUUUAGAUUACAAAAAUGAAUCAUCCUAUGUCUCGUAAUAAUCCUAAUAAAGUGGAAUAAAGGAUAAUAGUUAAUUAGAUUAGUCUUCUGGAUGGGAAAGAUUAAAACAAGAGUCUGAAAAUUUCAAAAAGACUUUAAGUUAAGCUGCAAUUUCAUCUUAAAAUCUAAAAUAAAAAAUGAAAUCUCUAUAAAGAGAAUACGAAAUAUAAUAAAACCCUUAAUAACAAAGAUACAUUUGAGAAAUGAUCAUUAUAAUUAUA
Paramecium octaurelia is the source of this 4012-nucleotide messenger RNA. The record is from the annotation of a GenBank genome assembly. Lineage: Eukaryota; Ciliophora; Oligohymenophorea; Peniculida; Parameciidae.